GGUGUGGUGUGUUUUUUCCCCCCUUUUGCGGGAGGGGGUGGGGCGGUGGGAAUCGUCCGCGCACGCGCGCGUACUGGCUCCUUCAUCCCUCCUUCCAUCGCUCGGUUCCAGAGGGAAGAAGAGGGGAGCGAUGGAGCGCUGGGCGGCGGCCGCCGCUGCUGCUGGCUGGCCGGGCUGGGCCUCGUGGUCCCGCUGGCCGACCUGGGAGCUGCUGGCCGCCUGCGCGGUGAUCGGCGCCCUAGGCUGGAUGCUGCGCUUGCUGGAGAGGAGGCCCGGCGGCCGGCGCCGCUGCCAAGGCCCCGGACCUGACGCCCAGGGGGCCUCCUCGUCCGCCGCCGCGACGACUCCUCCGCCGCCUGCUGCCGAGGAGAAGCAGCGCUGCCGCGGGAGCCCCCACCAAGGAACGGUAACAAUGGAUGCUAUUUUAUCACGAUUAAAGCAGCUAACUUCUGAUGAGCUCAGAGAAGAGAUCGUUAAAGCUGGACAGAAAUGUGGGCCUCUUACACUUACAACGAGAUCAAUUUUUGAAAAAAGAUUGGCCCAGGCACUAUUGGAACAGCAAGGAGAAUUAGAGGCAGAAACCUCACUUUUGAAUGGUGUACUUGGAACUGCUGCAGCUGAUGCCAGCCAACUGCAAACAAAGAAACCUUCAAGGAAUCAAAAUGGUCACAUAGGCUCCUCUGAGGAUGGCGAUUUUGGGUACAGUAUGGGUUUGAACCCCCCAGAAGAGGAAGCCCUAAUGCACAAGGCAGACAAUGAUUCUCUGAUCAGUUCUCAGACUCCAUCUAAGGAGCCUCUGCUAUACUAUGGUGUAUGUCCGGUUUAUGAUGACAUAUUGGCAAGAAAUGAGAGGGUGCAUGUAUAUGAGGAUAAAAAGGAAGCCUUGCAAGCUGUUAAAAUGAUAAAAGGUUCAAGAUUUAAAGCUUUCACAAAUAGGGAAGAUGCAGAGAAAUUUGCCAAAGGCAUAUGUGACUAUUUCCCAUCUCCAAACAAGCCCUCCUUAUCUUUGUCGCCUGUGAAAGUUUGUUCCGUGUUCAACAGAGACGGCUUAUGCUCUCCUGAGAUGGAAACCGUUAGUAAAGAGAGAGCCAACAGUUACAAAAGUCCUCGUACGCAGGAUCUUACUGCCAAGCUUCGGAAGGCGGUUGAGAAAGGAGAUGAAACAGCAUUCUUGGAACUUAUCUGGAGUAAUCCUCGCUAUCUCAUUGGCUCUGGAGACAACCCGACAAUUGUUCAGGAAGGCUGUAGAUACAAUGUCAUGCAUGUUGCGGCCAAGGAGAAUCAGCCUGGUAUCUGCCGGUUGCUAUUGGACACUUUGGAAAAUCCUGAAUUUAUGCGAUUGAUGUAUCCUGAUGAUGAUGAGAUAAUGUUACAGAAGCGCAUCGGGUACAUUGUUGACCUUUAUCUUAACACACCAGAUAAAGUGGGAUUUGAUACACCACUACAUUUUGCUUGCAAAUUUGGGAACCCAGAUGUGGUUAGUGUGCUUGCUUCACAUCCAGAUAUUGUAAAGAACCCAAGGAACAAGUACAACCAAACUCCAGCAGAAGUAGUUUGUGAAAGAAGUAAAAAUAAAACUGUGGAUCUGAAAGAGAAAAUCAGGGAAUACUUGAAAGGUCAGUGUUAUGUGCCACUCUUCAGAGCAGAAGACAAUGCCUCACAACCUGUGAUCGGACCACCUGUGAUUGGAGCACCUUGGUCACCUGAUCAGACAGAUGAUAGCCCUCAUGCUUCUUUACCCAGAUAUUUUGGCAGCCCCAAAGAUCCUGUGUUGACAGUAAGGGCUUAUGGAGGCCCAAUGAGCCCUUCUAAGGCAGAAGAGUUCCACAGACUUUGGAAGACUCCACCUCGAGAGCGAGCAGGAUUUUUUAACAAUCUCAGAAAAUCUGAUGUGGAAAGAGGCGUUGAAAGAGUUGGAAGGGAGUUAGCUCAUGAACUGGGGUUCCCGUGGGUUGAAUACUGGGAAUUUCUGGGCUGUUUUGUUGAUCUGUCUUCCCAGGAGGGGUUACAAAGGCUAGAAGCAUACCUGAGUCAACGGGAAAUGAGCUAUAAGGCUCAGCAAGAGAAAGGGGAGAAUGAAACCCACAACAGAUACAAAACCCCACAGCUUUCUGGCAAAAGUAAAAAAAGCUGCAAUUCUAUUUCUGUUGGGGCAUUUCUUGAUGAUGAUGAUAUGAGUUUGGAAGAAGUAAAGAACAGGCAGAACGCUGCCAGAAAUUGCAGCCGAACUGUUGCAUCCAAUGAACCAACCAUCACCGACAUCAGAAGCUCAGAGUGUGACAUCCUGUCCAUUGAGCAGACUGAAAGCAUAAUGCCUACAGCAGAAACUUCUGAUAGGCACUCGGAGAAAGGAGUUCCUGCCAGUAAAAAUGGAUUUUGUAGCCCUGUGACCAGUGAUAGGACAUUAAAUCCUCAUAGGAGGCACCCAAGUCGAGGAGAAGAGUGCCUUCCGUCUCCAGUCUCCAAUUUAAUGGAAGAAUUUGAUAAGCUGUCUUGUCAGGAUCAGAUGGUGGCAGGAGAACGUUCACCAGAGAAGCCAAGCCAGGCUGCCACAAAAAGCGGGUGUGAGAGUGCUCAGAUGGAAAAUACAAGGCAGCUUAGAAAACCUAAGGACCAUCUCACUAAGACUUAUUCACCGCUUCUCAAGGCGGGUGCAGCUGCUGAGGAUACAAAAAUAAGGACAGAAGAAAAAAAACCACUAGAAGUGGGGAGGCUGUCAGCAGAAACUGAUGUCCGGGGAGGGGAGACAAAACAGUCUUGCAGUUCUGAAUUGCAGUCUGAGAUGUCCUCGCAAUGUCUCCUAAAAGUCUCAUCCUCAAACGAAAAAGCCAAGCAGCUGUUUCUCUUAGGGGAACAGCCAACAAAACUGGACAAUGAUGUGUUAACAGCAUUACAUGGGUUAGAGAUGGAUCCACAAAAAUACCCUGCUAUUUACAAGUGGAGUGUGUCCGUUCAGUCCUACUCUCCUUCUGACCGGCAAAGUUGGUCAACUCCAUCACUAAAAGGAAGAUUCAAAUCUCAGACAGCUUCAAGCCCUUCAAGUGGUCUGGCAUGCUGUAGCCCAGGAAAGAGCAGUCCAGUAUUUGGUAGUCCUGGGAAAUACAAUGUAGGUGCUGCCAGCUUCUCCCCCGAUUCUGGGAGCCCUGGAUGGUACAGCCCAGCAUAUGUGAACUACGUUAUGUUAUCUAAGCGCCAUCACUUCUAAGCACCCGCUCAUCUAUUAGAAUGUGACUCUUUUUAAAAUUUCAGUUAAGUAUUUUUAAAAGGAAGGCAUAAAAUAGGGUGUUGAAACACAAAUAAUGUACCCCAAACUCAUUUUAUUUAUUGCUGUCAGAGAAAGGGCUGCUUGUAGCAAAUAUUUUUAUUCCAUUUACCAGAUUAUUGGUGAUUUGCAGAUUAGUAAGUUAAAUUAGAGCACCUGAAGAGUUUAAGCAUUUCCUAGAACCUAGAAGUUACUUUUCUUGGACAUUUAUCCAUGUCCAUUUUACUAUCUGUACAGUGCUUCUCACUGGGAUCCCUUUCACUGUAGCAACUGUAGAUUAAAGGGAACUCAAGGCAAGUUGUCAAGUUUUAAGGUCUUCCAGUUGAGCUGAAAGGAGGAAAGCUCUUUUCUAUGUAUGUAGACUGCAAAUUUAUAGUUUGUUAAUUUAUCUAAUUAGAGGUAUUUUAAAAGAGCCAAACACUUCAGUGUCCUAUGUUCUUAAUGAUAGAAACGAGUAUUUUGUAUCCAAACAAUUUCUCUACCACAGUCCCACUUACCAUGGGCAGAUUUUUCUGUUCUUCAGGGGGGCAGGGCACAUUAACUUUUAAAUGAAAGGCCAAUGCUAAAGUUUGUUAGCUACAGGAAAACUAAUUCCCUUUUGGAGACUUCUGGGAUAAUGCAGCUGCCAUUAAAAUAGUAAAACUUCAGGCAGCUUAAGUUUUGACAUUUUGGAAGGACUCCUUCAGACUUUGAUAAAGUCUGUGUUAUUAGUGGCUGUAUUCACUGCAAGCCUUUUUAGUAGCCUAGAUCUCUACUGCACAUAGAGCUGUCGUGGCUUCCUUAUACCAAGUGUGAGCAUUUUGUAUACUGUUUCUGAGUGUGAUGAUUUGGUACAAAACUCCAGAACCGCACUUAAGAUUCUUCCAGUUUUAUUAGUGCCUUUUGUAACAUUUUUAUCUUGCUUUUUAAUAAGUGCUGUUCUCUUAUGUAAACAGUAACCAUGUUUAACUUUCCAACACUUUUGGAUGCAGGUUUUUUUAAGCUGUUCCCUUAUAGUUUAAAGACUUGAAGAGAUGCUGUAACCAUCCAUUUAUUAUUUUGUAUAUUUAAUGUAGGUGGUCUAAAUGUAAAUUACAGAAUAAAUAUUUCCAGAUUGGCUGGGUCUUUAUCAUUAUCCCAUUGUUUAAAUGGGCAUGCAAAUAUACAGCCUCUCUUGGGUGCACCUCAAUUCCCUUACAUGACUAUUCUUUUCUGUAUAAUUUUCCAUUAGAAAUUAGAGUGCCGUUCAACAGAUAUACAUAUUGAAGCUGCCUUCUAACAUAGGUUUCUAUGACUUUGACAAGAGACUAUAGAAGGAAUUUCUUGACCUCUGUAGUGGAAUAUUUAGAGGUGCUUAAUUUAGAAGUCAGCUUUUAUAAAUCUGUCACCAUGGUAUAUGGUUAUCUAGGAAGUCCAAACCAACUUAAAAUAGCUUGCUAAAAACACUUAUCACUCUGAGGUACGAUGCCUUCCACAAUACUGAAAAUAAGCUCUCAACACUCACUGAUCUUUAAGCUAAUAUAUAUGCCACUGUUCCAAGGCACAGCUGCCCCUUAAGUGACGCUCUCUAUGGUGUAUAAAGAGCAUUCUUGCUUAGAAUCUUCAGACUGUUGGUUUUAAAAGAAAACCAACUUUAAGAAAUUGACAGUGUUUUGUUGUAACUUCUUUGCUUUAUCCUUGUUAUGCAUACCUUUUUGUAUUUAAGAGUAGGGGUUGUAGUGACCAAGUCAUACUUGGAGCAGACCCAAUGAAAUUGAAGGACCUAAGUUAAUCAUGCUCAUUAAUUUCAGUGGGUGUACUCUCAGUAAGACUCACAUUGGAUAUAACCCUGUGUUGCCGCAGCACAAGCCGAUCAGUUUGUAACACUUGCCAGGGGGGCGUCUAAAGGGUUAGUGUUAGAAACAUAUUAAUGUUUAGAAUUCACAUUCGAGUCCUUUUUGUCAAUGUGUUCAAGUGAAUUUUUAACAAUCUUAUUAAAUUUGUUUAUUUAAAAAGC
This is a messenger RNA of Podarcis raffonei (Aeolian wall lizard), 5237 nucleotides long. RefSeq names its product ankyrin repeat and LEM domain containing 2 (gene ANKLE2). Gene Ontology annotation, cellular component: endoplasmic reticulum. Bases 131 to 3205 code for a protein of 1024 amino acids. Lineage: Eukaryota; Metazoa; Chordata; Lepidosauria; Squamata; Lacertidae. The record is from RefSeq and is a predicted model, not a curated record. Gene Ontology annotation, biological process: negative regulation of phosphorylation. The transcript has 13 exons. Gene Ontology annotation, molecular function: protein phosphatase 2A binding.